AUGUCGGCCUCGGCCGUGCGGGGUGCCGCGGCGCUGCGCGCUACCCUGGGGCGGCCGGUUGCGUUUGUCAGGAAAAUCCCCUGGACGGCGGCGGCUAAUGAGUUACGAGAACACUUUGCACAGUUUGGUCAUAUACGGAAGUGCAUUAUACCUUUUGACAGAGAGACUGGCUUUCACAAAGGUCUGGGUUGGAUUCAGUUUUCUUCAGCAGAAGAACUUCAGAAUGCAAUACAACAGGAAAAUCAUAUUAUUGAUGGAGUAAAGCUCCAUGUUCAAGCACAAAGACGAAAAAAUUUACAAGGGGAUCAAACAUCAGAUGAAGAAAAAUAUUUCUGAAUAAUUAUUACUCAUUAAAUAAAGCAAAUAACA
Dipodomys spectabilis (banner-tailed kangaroo rat) is the source of this 369-nucleotide messenger RNA. It is a transcript of the gene Slirp, whose product is annotated as SRA stem-loop interacting RNA binding protein. The transcript has 4 exons. NCBI's taxonomy places the organism in Eukaryota, Metazoa, Chordata, Mammalia, Rodentia, Heteromyidae. The record is from RefSeq and is a predicted model, not a curated record. Bases 1 to 336 code for a protein of 111 amino acids. Gene Ontology annotation, molecular function: RNA binding.